Molecule: messenger RNA, 2982 nt
Organism: Bufo gargarizans (Asiatic toad)
Lineage: Eukaryota; Metazoa; Chordata; Amphibia; Anura; Bufonidae
Gene: SOX10
Product: SRY-box transcription factor 10
Biological process (GO): morphogenesis of an epithelium; negative regulation of transcription by RNA polymerase II; peripheral nervous system development
Cellular component (GO): nucleus
Molecular function (GO): RNA polymerase II cis-regulatory region sequence-specific DNA binding; DNA-binding transcription factor activity, RNA polymerase II-specific
Source: RefSeq, a predicted model, not a curated record
AUGGGGAGAAGUGAUCAGGGCAGCGAACAGAGCAUCAUUCAGAUAGGAGAACAGAGCCUCUAUUACUGACACAGCAUCGAGCCAGCACACCUCCUACCACUAAGACUCAAUUUUGCGGGCAAAAGACACACCAUGAGUGACGAUCAGAGCCUCUCAGAAGUUGAGAUGAGCCCAGUUGGGUCUGAAGAUCCUUCUCUAACACCUGAGCCUCUUGCAUCUCAUGCCCAUUCUGGUCCAGAUGAAGAUGAAGAUGGAAAGGUGAAGAAAGAGCAUGAUUCAGAGGAUGAAAGGUUUCCUGUCUGCAUUCGAGAAGCUGUCUCCCAAGUCUUGAGUGGUUAUGACUGGACAUUAGUUCCUAUGCCAGUGAGGGUCAAUGGUGGCAAUAAGUCUAAACCACAUGUGAAACGACCCAUGAAUGCUUUUAUGGUAUGGGCACAAGCUGCCCGCCGUAAGUUGGCUGAUCAGUAUCCACACCUACAUAAUGCAGAGCUGAGCAAAACACUUGGCAAGCUUUGGAGAUUAUUGAAUGAAAACGAUAAAAGACCUUUCAUCGAAGAAGCUGAGAGACUGCGGAUGCAGCAUAAGAAGGACCACCCAGAUUAUAAAUAUCAGCCUCGUAGAAGAAAAAAUGGGAAGCCCACCACUGGAGAGGGAGAUGGUUCCUCUGAAAAUGAAGGAGGUGCUGCAUCCAUACAGGCCCACUACAAAAACUCACAUCUGGACCAUAGACAUGGCUCCCCUAUGUCUGAUGGGAACUCAGAACAUUCCACAGGACAAAGUCAUGGUCCUCCCACCCCACCAACAACACCCAAAACUGAACUUCAAGGUGGAAAGUCUGAUGGAAAGAGAGAUGGAUCUCGUUCUCUUGCAGAUGGAGGGAAACCACACAUUGAUUUUGGAAACGUUGAUAUUGGGGAAAUAAGCCAUGAUGUUAUGUCCAAUAUGGAGCCAUUUGAUGUCAAUGAGUUUGACCAGUAUCUUCCACCUAAUGGUCAUGCAGCACACCCCAGUCAUAUUGGGGGUUACACAUCCAGCUAUGGUCUCAGUGGAGCUUUAGCUGCUGGCCCCUCUGCUUGGGCCCUGGCAAAGCAACAUGCUCCCAAUGUGGCAGACUCAAAAGCUCAGGUGAAGACGGAAAACUCAAGUACCAGCCACUAUACAGAACAGCCGUCCACUUCACAGCUGACCUACACCUCACUGGGGCUGCCACACUACGGUUCAGCCUUCCCUUCCAUCUCAAGACCACAGUUCGACUACUCAGACCACCAACCAACAAGUUCUUAUUACAGCCAUUCUAGUCAGGCAUCUGGGCUGUACUCGGCGUUCUCCUACAUGGGCCCUCCACAGCGUCCUCUUUAUACUGCAAUUUCUGAACCACCUACUGUGGCUCCUUCACAUAGCCCAACACAUUGGGAACAGCCUGUCUACACCACCCUGUCAAGACCAUGAGAAUUACUGAGAAACAGGCAAAGGAGGGACAUCUUUCGGAGAGAACCAUACUCCGAUGGGGUCCUCUCACAGCUCAAAUCCCAGGUAGAAUCCGGAUUCCAUGAGCACCAGGAAACUGUAAAUGGUUUCUACUGGCCACUGAGAAAGACGGUGACCAGGGAAAAAUGGGCCUAUUCUCCUAAGUAAAAACAAAACUCCAGUGUAAAAAUGGUGGGCUAGAAUAGCAGGGCAAUGCAGGGAUGGGGGAAGGGAAUAAAGAUUAUACACUGAUUAUGAACUAGUGUCUCCCAUAUUAGAGGAGGAAGCUGCAUCAUCUGACUUUAUAGUAGCUUUAUUCUAGGCGCCAGUUUGGCUGGCAGAAUUGACUAUGCAGGGCCAAUGGCUGCAACAAAAAACUGUCUAAAAGCAGCUUGACUUUCUCAUCCAGUUGACCUGGGCUGCUAACCAGUUUGAAAGAAGGGAUAGUCCAUACAUCACUAAUCAACUUAACAUCUUGGGAAUAAACUGAUUCCUAGUUUCUCCAAACCACUUGUCAACGACAUACUAAGAUCAAUAUUAGUUUACGAUGGAAAAUCUGAUACAGUUCUCGUUGUAUCUCUCCUAAUCCCAUCUGCUCAGAUGGGGAGCAAACAUAGCUGCAUCAAAAUAUUCCUGAAGAACUAGAGCAAGUGAAGGCAGGAGAUAAUUCAUACAAACGUAAUCCACUCAUUGUGCAGUGGUCAGCGCAAUAAGGUGACAAUUAGCUCCAAUUGGAUUUAGUGUUGGAUGCCUCAAGUUGGCCAACAUUUGGCUUGCAUAUUCAUCCACAGUACUGUGCAAUGCUCAGAAAAUGUCUUACACAAUACAGCAUUUUUUUAAAUUAUUUUGACAACAUGGUAUUGCUAAUGGUAUGCAUUCUGAAUGAACAGAACUAUGUUUGUAAAAAAACAUGGUACUGUUAUUUUUUUUACAACAUCUAGAAUGGAUAAUACCUAGGCUGUCCACUUCCUACAAAAAUCUUUAGGGGUAGUUGUCACCAUGACCUAGAGGAAGUACAGAAAAGCAAGUCCGAACAAAAUAAAAAAGUAAGCUCGAUCAAAUAAUUGCCUUAAAUAGAUGAACUUGGACUUCACAGUCCCUCUACUGUAGAAUGGAUGUAACAGCUUUCUACUUGUCAUAAGUAACAAAUCAGUUACAGAUAUGAAAUAUAUUCCUGUUUUUAAUCAGGAGUCUCGAAGUUUACAUAUUUUUAUAAUGUCUUAGAAUGUCAGUGAUAGCUGUAGACCUAGAAAUGAAAUAUUCUUGUAGAUGUCUAGCAUUUCCAGGUGUUAGCAUUUAUACAAGCCCAUUUAGCUACCUUAUUGCAGUAAAGCAUCAUAAAAAAAAUAAUCGUGACAAAAAAAUAAAGUGAGUUCAGUAAAUUUAGGGCAGUUAACUCUAAAUUUCCAUCCCCUACAUUUAUAGCCAUACAUGUGAUGGCAGCCAUUUUGUUUUCCCUUAAAGCAACACUAUUUACUGACAUUUCUCCUAACAGGAUACUAUGAAGUAUGUUUA